This is a messenger RNA of Panicum hallii, 3963 nucleotides long. Its product is annotated as FT-interacting protein 1-like. The coding region runs from base 371 to 3523 and encodes 1050 amino acids. The record is from RefSeq and is a predicted model, not a curated record. The transcript has a single exon. NCBI's taxonomy places the organism in Eukaryota, Viridiplantae, Streptophyta, Magnoliopsida, Poales, Poaceae.
CUCGCACCAGCAACAGCAAGGAUAGGAUCGAUCGGACGGAGCACCGACCGACUGGUGGGCCCUCCUCUUCCUCUCCUUUUAUAUUGAUUUGUUUAUUUCCACCCGCCACACCGCCCAGACCAACCAACCAACUUCAAUUGAAAUUCCGUGCCAGCGAAGGAAGGAUCGGAACAGCAACUCCUCCUCCGGCCUGCUAGAGUCGUGCGUGCAGUGGACUCCGAUCCAUCUUCCCUUCCUCGCCUCCCACCCGCAAACGCCGCCGAUCCUGCUCCACCAUGACGCCGUCGCCGUAGCCUCCUCUAACCGCCCGCCCCUCGCUCCACCCACCGCCCGCACCAAUUAACAGACAGCUCGCUCAAGAAGAUAGAUAAUGAUGAAGCUCGCCGUCGAGAUCUCCGACGCCGCCGACCUCGCCCCCAAGGACGGCGCCGCCUCCUGCAACCCCUACGUCGAGGUCGACUUCGACGACCAGCGCCAGCGCACCGCCACCAAGCCCGCCGACCGCAACCCCUACUGGAACCAGACCCUCGUCUUCGACGUCCGCGACCCCGCCAGGUUCCACUCCCUCGCCAUCGAUGUCUCCGUACUCCACGACCGCCGCCUCCAAGACCACAACGCCCUCCGACCGCACACCUUCCUCGGCCGCGUCCGCAUAAACGCCGCCUCCGUAGCCUCGCAAUCCCCGCAGGAGGCAGUCCUCCAGAGGUACCCGCUCGAGAAGCGGGGGCUCUUCUCGCGCGUCUCAGGAGACAUCGCGCUCAGGAUCUACCUCCUCAAUCCCAACAAUGACGCUGCUGCUGCUGCUGCUGCUGCUUCCAUGGACGGCGCACCCAACCACCACCACCACCAGCAGCAGCAGCAGCAGGAGCCCGUCAUCGACCCCGAAAGGAUCGUCAGGUCCGCCGCCUUCGCACCACCACAUGAACAGCAGCAGCAGCCUGCGCCAGAUCAUCAAGCCCAGCACGGACGGAAGAGCCACGACCUCGACGACCCGGAGCCGCGACCGCGCAUCUUCCGCUCCGUGCCUGCAGCAGCAGGAGGAGGCGAUGACCAACACCACCAGCAGCAGCCGCGCCGCGCCACGCUCCACGCCGUCGCCGCGCCGCCCCCGCCGCCCGGCCAGACGGUCGUCAUGCCGCGCCCCGCCGCCCCGGCCGCCGCCGCCCCCCCGCCCGGCGCCGCCUACGGCCUGGUCGAGACCAAGCCGCCGCUGCCGGCCAAGAUGGGCCCGCGCGCCGCCGCCGCCGCCGCCGCCAAGAUCGCCUCCACCUACGACAUGGUGGAGCCCAUGUCGUACCUGUACGUGAGCGUCAUCAAGGCGCGCGACCUCCCGACCAUGGACGUGACCGGCGCGCUCGACCCCUUCGUGGAGGUCAAGCUCGGCAACUUCAAGGGCGUGACCAAGCACCUGGAGAAGAACCCCAACCCGGUGUGGCGGCAGACCUUCGCCUUCUCCAGCGAGCACCUGCAGUCCAACCAGCUGGAGGUGGUGGUGAAGGACAAGGACAUGAUCAAGGACGACUUCGUGGGCCGCGUGCUCUUCGACAUGACCGACAUCCCGGCGCGCUUGCCGCCCGACAGCCCGCUGGCGCCCCAGUGGUACCGGCUCGCCGACCGGUCCGGCGAGAAGCUGCGGCACGGGGAGAUCAUGCUGGCCGUGUGGAAGGGCACGCAGGCGGACGAGGCGUUCCCGGAGGCAUGGCACUCGGACGCGCACUCGCUGCCCCUGGAGGGCCUGGCCAGCACGCGCUCCAAGGUGUACUACUCGCCCAAGCUGGCCUACCUCAAGGUGGUGGCGAUCGCGGCGCAGGACGUGGUCCCCGCGGAGAAGGGGCGGGCGCUGGCGCCGACCAUCGCCAAGAUCCAGCUGGGCGGGCAGGUCCGGCGGACGCGGCCGGGGCAGCCGCAGGGGUCGGCGAACCCGGUGUGGAACGAGGAGUUCAUGUUCGUGGCGGGGGAGCCGUUCGACGAGCCGCUGGUGGUGACGGUGGAGGAGCGGGUGGCGGCGGGGCGGGACGAGGCGGUGGGGCGCGUGAUCGUGCCGGUGGCGGCGCCGUACGUGCCCCGGAACGACCUGGCCAAGUCGGUGGACUCCAAGUGGUUCAACCUGUCGCGGGCGCUGACGGCGGACGAGGCGGCCGCGGGGAAGGCCGGCAAGGAUCGGCACUUCUCGAGCAAGAUCCACCUGCGGCUGAGCCUGGAGACGGCGUACCACGUGCUGGACGAGUCGACGCACUACGCGAGCGACCUGCAGCCGUCGGCCAAGAAGCUGCGCAAGGGCUCCAUCGGCAUCCUGGAGCUGGGCAUCCUGAGCGCGCGCAACCUGGUGCCCAGCAAGGCCAAGGAGGGCCGGCUGGCGGACCCCUACUGCGUGGCCAAGUACGGCGCCAAGUGGGUGCGCACGCGCACGGCGCUCAACACGCUGGCGCCGCGGUGGAACGAGCAGUACACCUGGGAGGUGUUCGACCCGUGCACGGUGCUCACGGUGGCCGUCUUCGACAACAACGGCCUGCUGCCUGGUGGUGAGGGGAAUAAGGCCGCCGACCAGCGGGUCGGCAAGGUGCGCGUGCGGCUGUCGACGCUGGAGAUCGACCGCGUCUACACCCACUUCUACCCGCUCAUGGCGCUCUCCCCGUCGGGGCUGAAGAAGACCGGCGAGCUCCACCUGGCGGUGCGCUUCACCUGCACGGCGUGGGCCAACAUGCUGGGCAUGUACGGGCGGCCGCUGCUGCCCAAGAUGCACUACACCCACCCCAUCUCCGUGCUGCAGCUGGACUACCUGCGGUUCCAGGCGAUGCAGAUGGUGGCGGCGCGGCUGGGGCGCGCGGAGCCGCCGCUGCGGCGCGAGGUGGUGGAGUACAUGCUGGACGUGGACUCCCACAUGUUCAGCCUGCGGCGGAGCAAGGCCAACUUCUACCGCGUGACCUCGCUCUUCUCCGGCGCGGUGGCGGUGGCCAAGUGGAUGGACGGCAUCUGCAAGUGGAAGAACCCGCUGACGACGGUGCUGGUGCACGUGCUGUUCCUCAUCCUGGUGUGCUACCCGGAGCUGAUCCUGCCCACCGUGUUCCUCUACCUGUUCAUGAUCGGCGUGUGGAACUACCGGCGGCGGCCGCGGAAGCCGCCGCACAUGGACACGGUGCUGUCGCACGCGGAGCUGGCGCACCCGGACGAGCUGGACGAGGAGUUCGACAGCUUCCCGACGAGCAAGCCGGGGGACGUGGUGCGGAUGCGCUACGACCGGCUGCGCAGCGUGGCGGGGCGCGUGCAGACGGUGGUGGGGGACCUGGCGACGCAGGGGGAGCGGGCGCAGUCGCUGCUGAGCUGGCGGGACCCGAGGGCGACGGCCAUCUUCAUCAUGCUCUCGCUGCUGGCGGCGGUGGUGCUGUACGUGACGCCGUUCCAGGUGGUGGCCGUCGUGGCGGGGCUCUACCUGCUGCGCCACCCGCGAUUCCGGAGCAAGCAGCCGUCGGUGCCAUUCAACUUCUACAAGAGGCUGCCGGCAAAGACAGACAUGCUGCUGUAACCACCAUUCCGUUCAGGCAUUAUAUUCAGACAUUCAGUAUGUAGUAAAAUAAAAUAAAAUAAAAUAACCACGAUCAGAGCAGACAGCACAAGACUGCAGCAAAGCAACAAGUACACAGCAGCAGGAAGCCCUUUAAAAUAAUUUAUGGUGUCCGUCCUUUGCAUUCUUAAAAUAGUUGUGUCAGAUCAUGGAAGCUUCGACACUAGCAGCAGAUGAAAGCAAUCAUGGAAGAGACGAGAAGACAAGAGCAUGCCACGAGCUAGCAGAGCACUAGGGGCCGUGCCUGACUGGUAGGUAGGUUGUUGAUGCGUACCUUCUUCUUUUCCCUCUCUCCGAUUCCGAUCCUAUCUAUGAUACGGUGUCCCUCCCAAUGAUGCAUGAUGCAUGAUGGGAUGAUGAGAGAUCCAUGGAAGAAUAAAGUUUCCUUUUUCUUUUGGGCA